Medioppia subpectinata is the source of this 619-nucleotide messenger RNA. The record is from the annotation of a GenBank genome assembly. NCBI's taxonomy places the organism in Eukaryota, Metazoa, Arthropoda, Arachnida, Sarcoptiformes, Oppiidae.
AGUAAUUCAAGUCAUAUCUAUACCAAUGAAAUAAAAUAUUUUUUAGAAAAACUUGCGAAACAAAAUGUUGAGCACAAACUUCUCAAUAAUUGAUUACUUUGUGUUCGGUUUCCUAUUAAUCGCCUCCUCUUUGAUUGGAGUCUACUUCUGGUGGAAAUCGCGAAACAAUGCCUCAAACAGUGAAUUCCUUACGGGUAACCGAAAGUUGGGUGUAUUUCCGGUCACACUAUCACUUGUGGCCAGUUUUAUGUCCACAAACACCAUAUUGGGAGCGCCGGCAGAAGUUUAUCAAGUGGGCACUCAAUUCGUGCUCCAGAAUGUGUCCAUUGUUUUGUCCAUAAUAUUGGCCGCCGAAGUAUUUAUGCCAAUAUAUUAUAAACUCGAAGUUAUUAGUGUUCACGAGGGGUCUAUAGAAGCGGGCGGUUUGGGUGAGCUCUGGCGGAUCAACAAAGAAGGCGGUCGUCUUAUAUUCUUCAAUUUCAAGUUUGAUCUCUACAAUCACAACAACAUCUGGAAUGUACUCUUCGGAACCAUCAUCUACUGGUGUGCCGUCUAUUGUGUUAUGCAGACACAAGUGCAGCGAUACUGUAGUAUGGAAUCACCGCAAAAAGCACGAAGG